Messenger RNA from Austrofundulus limnaeus, 457 nucleotides. RefSeq names its product acetylcholinesterase collagenic tail peptide. The record is from RefSeq and is a predicted model, not a curated record. Gene Ontology annotation, biological process: extracellular matrix organization. Gene Ontology annotation, molecular function: extracellular matrix structural constituent conferring tensile strength. NCBI's taxonomy places the organism in Eukaryota, Metazoa, Chordata, Actinopteri, Cyprinodontiformes, Rivulidae.
GUCCACACGUAUAAAGCAGCAGCUCUGCCUCCAUCAGCUCGUCUUCAUCAUCUGGUGAGGAAGAUGCUGCAGCUCUCAGAGCGAACGAUGUUGUCCAGCCUGCUGGGACUGCUGGUCCUGUCCUGCACCUGCUCAGCCAUGACCAUGUCGACCCCCCCGUACUCCCCCACCAUGCAGGCCCCCGGGGUUCAGGACAACCGCUUGAUGAACCCCACCGACACGUCGCAGCUGCCCGUCAACAGCAACCUGAUCUGUGACAUGCUGUUCAACGCCCCCGUGCCCCCCUCCAUCGACCAGAUCCCCUUCUUCUGCAUCUGCUCCUACUGCAAGGGGACCGUGGGCUCCAAGGGCGAGCGUGGAGACCGGGGUCCUCCAGGGGAUCCUGGAAGUCCUGGACUCAGAGGACUCAUGGGCUUCAAAGGCUACAGAGGAUUCACAGGACCUGAGGGGGUCAAAG